Messenger RNA from Rhodamnia argentea, 1091 nucleotides. RefSeq lists its product as uncharacterized. The transcript is spliced from 2 exons. The record is from RefSeq and is a predicted model, not a curated record. NCBI's taxonomy places the organism in Eukaryota, Viridiplantae, Streptophyta, Magnoliopsida, Myrtales, Myrtaceae. Bases 42 to 416 code for a protein of 124 amino acids.
GGAGAAGCCAAGGCCAGCAGCAUCUUUAUGAACAAUCUCACAUGUCUACUACUAGCUCGGGGACUGCACGGACUUGUCAUUACUAUGACAAACCCGGCCAUAUUCAGAAAUUUUGCUACAAGCUACAUGGGAGACCGGUACCAGGGCAGCAACAACGGUUUGCAAAUACUGCAUCCGGUAUUGAUUCUUUCUCACAAUCUUCCGAAGGCAAGGUAGUUGUUAUGUCUGAAGAAGAGUUUGCUCGGUACAAUCAAUCUCAUAUUUCACAGCCUACUUCUUCCACUGCUACUUCAAGUCAGACAGGUAAUGCCAAUGUGUGUCUUUCAGCUGCUUCUCGUCCUUGGAUCAUUGAUUCGGGGGCUUCUGAUCAUAUGUCGGGUUUUUCAGGAUCUAGAUACGAAGAGGACGAUUGGUAGAGGACGUGAGGAAGGGGUCAUGUAUGUACUUGAAGACACAACAUCUUUUGCAUACUCUAGUGUUACCUCUCUACAUCGGAUCCACUGUUGACUUGGUCAUCCUUCUUUUCAGAGUCUCUAGAAAUUAGAUUCCGGUUUUAAGUCUCUUUCUACUUUAGAGUGUGAGUCAUGUCAACUCGGGAAACUACAUCGUGCUAGUUAUCUACCUCGAGUCAUUAAACGAACAGCGUCUCCUUUUUUGUUAGUUCAUUCGGAUGUUUAGGGUCCGUGUCAUGUGACUUCCAAUUUGGGUUAGAUAUUUUGUUACUUUUGUUGAUGACUAUUCCGGAGUUACUUGGUUAUAUUUAAUGAAAAGUCGUUUAGAGUUGUUUUCUAUAUUUUCUACAUUUAUAUCUGAAAUUCAUACUCGGUUUGGUGUGCGGGUUAAAGUUUUGCGUUCUAAUAACGCAAAGGAAUAUUUUUCUGCACCUUUUUCUGAUUUUAUGAGACAGCAUGGUAUGAUUCAUGAAUCUUCAUGUUCCGAUAUUCCAUAACAAAAUGGUGUUGCUGAACGGAAGAAUAGACAUUUAUUGAAAGUCACUAGAUCUAUGUUGUUUGAGAUGAAGGUCCCUAAAACCUUUUGGUCCGAUGAUGUCUUGAUUGCGUGCUAUCUCAUUAAUCGUAUGCCUUCUUCUA